Messenger RNA from Psammomys obesus (fat sand rat), 1404 nucleotides. Its product is annotated as alpha-1,3-mannosyl-glycoprotein 4-beta-N-acetylglucosaminyltransferase-like protein MGAT4E. The annotation marks the transcript as partial. Gene Ontology annotation, molecular function: acetylglucosaminyltransferase activity. The record is from RefSeq and is a predicted model, not a curated record. Gene Ontology annotation, biological process: protein N-linked glycosylation. Lineage: Eukaryota; Metazoa; Chordata; Mammalia; Rodentia; Muridae. The transcript has 4 exons.
AGCACCAUGCAAGUCUGCCUGGGGAGAUGCAUCAGAGCCAUUGUGUCCUUAGUCAUCCUGGGGUUCUUUCUUCAAGACAAUGAAACAACACCUGUGGAGUAUAAACUGUCGCUGAUUGAAAAGAUGAAAAUAAUGCAGCAGAUAGCUCAGGAGCAAAUCAACUCGGAAAUCAAGAAUCAUUUGAAAUACUUCACAGAGAUGCAGAAAAUUCCUCCUGUACUUCUGCAUGCCAACUAUACACUCCUGGCUGGAGCUCCUUUCCAGCCAAAGAGGCUGCUGACGGUGGGGAUCUCCUCAAGGCAGCAUACCCACAGGAGUUGCCUCUUGGACACCCUGAAGUCCUUAUUUGAAGCUUCCUCAGAACAGGACCUAGAAUAUAUGCUGGUAUUGGUUCUUCUAUCAGGUACUGACCCCCAGUGGCUCAAUGAAACAGCUGCCAACAUUUCAGGUCUCUUCAGGCCACACAUUGAAUUUGGUAACCUGAUGGUGGUCCAUGGUCUGUUUGGUGGCUCCCUAGCGAAGAGCAGAAAUCAUACUUCACCCUGUGGAAAGCUUUAUUCUAGGCAGAAAACAAGUUCUGUCCUCCUCAUGAAUUUCGCCCAAAACUUCUCUGACUACUUCCUGUUGCUGGAAGAUAACGUGAGGUGUGCCCCCAGGUUUCUGGCUGACAUCUACUGGGCACUGUCAGCCUGGAAACAACUCCCUUGGGUGAUCCUGGACUUCUCCAGCAUGAAGAUCUCUGGGAAGGUUUUCCACACCAGGGACCUCCCUCGCCUGAUCUCCUAUUUGCUUCUCUUCCCAAAGGACACUCCAACUCACUUGCUUCUCUCUGAAUUCAGUCUUCUCUUGUCUCAAAAUGUUCCUAUUCGCUUCAGUUCCUCCAUCUUCCACCAUACGGUCAGUUCCUGUAAGUUUGAAGACACAUGCUUUCCUGUGGAGCAGGACAAGGACUGGGGCGAACCAGAUAACCCUGUUGCUACUGUCUUCACGGACAUGAUCUCAUUUUGGAAUUCGGUUGCACAGUAUGCCUACAUUCUCAAUGAUGACUGCUUCUGGGCCAGAGACCCUGUAAGAGGCAACUACUUGCUGGUGGUUCUGGAUAAGCCACAAAAGAUCAUCCGGGUAGCAGUGCUGACAGGGAUUAGAGAGAGUAAGAAUAACUACCUACAACAUGGGCAGCUAUUGCUGGGCUAUAGCCCCAUGGACUACCCCAAGCGCUGUGCUCACUAUACCUUGGUAGGACCAUUGGUGAGAGGUCAGUUGGACCAGAUAGUGUUUUAUGAAGAAGGCUCUGUGCAGGAGAUCAGUUGCAUAAAACUUCUGGUGACAGAAUCUCAUAAUUCCUCAGUCAAGAUCACACAGAUUCAAGUCUGGACAGAAAUGGAGGAAGAGGAUUCCUGGAGG